Messenger RNA from Cuscuta epithymum, 3343 nucleotides. NCBI's taxonomy places the organism in Eukaryota, Viridiplantae, Streptophyta, Magnoliopsida, Solanales, Convolvulaceae. The record is from the annotation of a GenBank genome assembly.
AUUAAACAGUUUAUUUUUGCAAGUUCAUUAAACAGUUUAUAUAUGUAUAUAUAUAUAUGGCAAAUUUUUUCUGGGUUUCGUCUAAUACCAAACAGAAUUAUCACUGGAAAAAGUGGUCACAUCUUUGUGUACCUACAGAAGAAGGAGGCCUUGGUAUUAGAUCACUUUCUGACUUAGAAAAGUCUUUUACCUUGAAGCUUUGGUGGAAGUGGAAAAUAGGAAAUUCCCUUUGGAAUUCUUUUAUUAAAGCCAGAUAUAAAAGAGAUGCAGACAGUGUUCCAAAGUUACUGGAUUCAGCAAUUUGGAGGAGAAUUUGUUCUAUUAAUUCUCAGGCUCUUUCCAUUUGUUCUACAAAUCCAGAAGGAGUAUGUCUCUGGGAUUUAGAAGACAAUGGUCUGUUUAGUUUUAAAUCAGCCUAUAAUUUCAUUAGGGGUGAAGCUGGAAGCUCAUUUCUCUUUAAACAUUGUUGGCAUCCUAAACAACAAUCAAAAGUGAAGCUAUUCCUCUGGAAACUCCUCACUGGAGGAGUGAAGACUCUGUGGAACAUCUCUUUUAUAAAUGUAUUAUAUGUUGGAACAUUUGGAAAGCAUAUACAAAUCUACGGUGGGGAGAUGCAGUCAAGCCACCUAGUUCCUCUCAGUCGAUUCAGACUAUCAAAAUAUACACUGAACAUUGGGCUCUAUCUCUGACUGAUCUCAAAUUACUGUCUGUUGGUGAUAUUUUGUUUGAAGAAAAUCUAAUUCCCAGUAAUUUCAAACUUACGGGAACUAGGUUUCGGUUGAUAAAAUGGAAUAAGCCAAAGGUGGGCUUCAAACUUAAUACAGAUGCAUCCUUUGUACCUGGUCGAUCGUUUGGAGGUGCCAUCAUGCGUAAUCCACAGGGUGAGAUGUGCUUUGCUCUUCGUUAUCCGCUAUCGGCUUCAACUGCGUUGGAGGCAGAGAUUAAAUCGAUCCUUGAGGCAAUCAAGUGGGCGGUUAAUGCGGGUUACUCAGCAUUUCAGGUGGAAUCCGAUUCCAGCCUUGCGGUUUCCUACCUGAAAGAUUUGGAGAUGCGGAAAUGGAGUAGAGAUAUUCAGGAAAGCGGACUUCGUUCAGACAAUAAAAUUUCUUUGAUACAUACAAUGCGUGAGGGGAACUGGGUUGCCCAUUUGCUGGCAGCUGAUGGGCCGGCCCAUUUGCAAGAAUUUAAUCGGAGGUGGCAGCAACAAGUAGGGAAAAAUUUGCUCAAGAAAUGCGGUCUUGUCAGAAGAAGGAAGAAGAAAUUGCCUCCCAUGAGAAGAAAGAAGAGGAGGUGAUGGAAAUUAAGAAGCAGAAGGCAAUGAAAUUGCUGAAAAGGGAGAAAGUUGAAAAUCAUAUGAUGAAAAUGAAAGAAGAGCAUAAGAAGAAGGAAUAAAAAAAGAUAUAUCCAAACAAGCCAAAGAAGGAAUUGGAAGAAUCCCUUUAUGCCCACAAAGCCUCUAAGUCUUUGACUUCAAGAAAAAAACAUGGAAGAUGUUGUUUCAGAACUGAAGCGAUUGUUUACUAUGAAGCAUGAACAAUGACCUCUCUAAAUUGCUUGAGUUUGCCGAUCCAACGAUGAAGAGAGCAGUUGCAGGUAUCUUGAUUGUCCUCAAGAAUGAUGAAAAUAAGAGUCAGAUCGGUUCCGGUUAGCCGACCCCAAAUUCUUUUGGGAUUAAGGCUUGAUUGUUGUUGUUUGAAGUAGAAGUAGUCAAUACAUGCAAUGUAUUUUGGAGUUUCUUUUCAGUACCACCACUUAUCUUCUAUAUCUUUGAAAUCCAUGCUUGGUUAAGCACCAUUCCGACUAGCAUAUGUGGGAUGUGGUUGUGCUUCUCUUGCUGAGGUAUGACUUCCUAUGACACAAUUAAUUUAUCUUAUUGUGUUAUUUAGUUUUGAAAAAAAAAAAAAAUCCAUUUUUUGUAUUUUAUUUUAAUGAUAUCAUAUUUUUUUUAAAAAGUUUAUGAGAGUAUGUAAAUUAAACUACAAGUAGAUCGAGACUAUGAAUCACAGUCUGAAAUAAAAUUUAUAAUUAAUUUCCUAAUAGCAGUAAGAAGGAUGAAAUGCAAGGCAAAUCCCCUGCUCCGAUAUAAUCAUAUUGAAAGGAGUGUGAAUAUGCUGCUAAAGGAAAUAGAAACAAAUGAAAUCAUGGAUAUAUUACUCUUUACGACAAUACACGCAUGGGCGGGUGACAGUCUAGAUCUUAUAAAAAAGUACUUAAGUUAAGAUAAAACACAAAACCGGUAACUUGAAUAAGUUCUUUUUGUGAAGAAAUGAAUGGGUUUAUUGACAAUAUAUUUCAAAAUAUUCUAAUUUUUUUUUAAAUAAAGCAAUGUUUUCCAAAAUUACGAUCUUAGCAGCAACAUUGAAAUAUAUUCUAUAAUUUGUUUUUUGCUUUCAGAUCGUAUGCAAUUUUCAAUCGCUGGAUCGCACCAGCACCUUCUGGGAAUAUACUUAUUGAUUUAUAUAAAUAUGCACUUUUCCUUUCUUCAUUUUCAUGCCUUGUGCGAACAAGCAUCUAAUAAAUUGCAUACUCUGUGGACAAGUUGGUAUUGCUGGCUCAGCAACAUACAUUUCUUUUCUCUCUCACUCUCUAUAUACAUAACACACAUAUAUAUGCUAAGGUAUAAAGAAAAUAAAAAGGGCAUUUAAUUUAGACAAUCUGAUAUCAACUUAUUCAAAAUUUGAUUGCUCUCAUUAAUUUAAGAGUUUUAGAUUCUCUUUCAGCAUAGGGGACUAUGUAACAAUGGGGGAAGAGUUGUAGUUUGUGAUAAUGUACGCUUUGCUGCAAAGGUAAUUAUUCUCAAAACGGAUAUGAUGAGCUUCUGAUCCAAGAAAUUCAGAGACAAGCUGCUGCGGUUUAAAAAGGUGGUAACUGAGGGAGUAGUACAUUUCACUAAGGCCGAAAGUUGAUAUGAUAAGCUUCUCUUUGAUCCAAAAAAUUAGAUUCUACAGUUAAACUGUUUGAUGAAAUUCGUUCUGAGGGCAGUCAAAUUGUUACAUUAUCUGUUUUAGGUUGUCCUACAAAUUCCCCGUAGCAUAUAUAACCAAAGUUGUUUCCAUUUUAGUUCUAUAUACGUAGUAUAUACAACUAAAGUUAUGUUUUUAGUGUAGGAUCCGUAUAUGACUGCACUUUGAGGGAGAGAUUUUCCAACCUAGGUUGUGUAAAGGUAAGAAGUUUGAGUCAUGUGGUUUACUGGCGUUUCCAUUUAAUGAAAUGAAGUCUUUCCAUUCUUAUCUUCCAUGAUAGAAGAAGAUAAUUGAUUGUCUUUUUUAGGCUUCAUUAAGAAAUUUACUUUGUAUCUGUUUGGUAAAUGAGCACAUAACCUAGCUAAUAAUUAAUAAGUCCG